Molecule: messenger RNA, 2803 nt
Organism: Mycena citricolor
Lineage: Eukaryota; Fungi; Basidiomycota; Agaricomycetes; Agaricales; Mycenaceae
Source: the annotation of a GenBank genome assembly
CCCACACUCUGCUCCUACAGCAAGAUGGAUUCUCCUCGUGCUACCCGUCGCUCUACGCGACUCGCUGCGAGCAGCCUCAACUCACCAGCAACAACAAUCUCCACCACCAAUCCAUCCUCGGCUUGCUCGACUGUGGCUGAGCCUAUUGACACCCCUCCGACUUCAGGUGACGAGUCAGAUGUUGAACUCCCUCUCCUGGCAGUGAAAGGAAAGGAGCGAGCUGCUAAACCCACAAGGCCGACAGCCAAGGGGAGAACCAACUCGCAGCAGGUUUUUGUAGAGAUCGUACGGCCUACGAAUGCUUCAGUCGGGCCCACUUCACAAGAACGUAAAGCUCCCGCGAAGGGCAAGGGAAAAGCCAGAGCAGCUCGUUCGCCUUCUCCUAUCGACGAUAAUAUAAGCGAGGUGGCCCUCGAGUACGACGAAGCGGCCGAGAUUGAAGAAUCUGAGGACAGUGGCUCAGAAUUCAUUGUGUCGGACAUUGAGAGCGUUGGGAAUGCUCUUCAGUCUGAGGGUGAUGCUGACGAGAAUCCUGACGAGGACGAUGAGAUAAUGCUUGACGCUGCCAUCCGGAUCUCGCUACAAGCCAACAAUACCGCCAGCUCUUCGUCAUCCAGGUUGAUAUCCGCAAAUCCUGCGGCUAUUUUGCGAGCAGCAGCAGCCGAAGCACGGCUGACUCGAUCUCAGCAGGGCGUCAGCGACGUCGUCGAUGAUUCUGCCAUGGAUGUUGACGAAAGUGAUCUGUCCAGUGCUCCAGAGUCGGAUGCCGAUAUACCAGCAGCGAAAAAGAAAGGAAAGGGGAAGAAGAAAGCAACCGCUCGCUCCUCACCAAAGCGGAUGACGUUAAAAGAGAUGCGGGCUGCUAGACGGAUCAGCAAGCGAGAGAAUCUCGCGGAAGAACGCGCGCUGAGGAAGGAGCUUGGGCGGCGUCUCACGCAUGCUGAGAAAUCGACCAUUGCCCUGCACAAGCACCAUCCAGAGCUCAAAAACGUGUGGGGUGAUCUUGCUUCCAAGAUACCGGUCCCUGUGCCAGAGGAAGCGCAGCAGCCUUUAAACCUGAAGUUGACAAUGCUUCCGUUCCAGCGCGAAAGUCUCCUGUGGAUGAAAAAGCAAGAGCAAGGCGUCUGGAACGGAGGGAUGCUUGCUGAUGAAAUGGGAAUGGGCAAGACCAUACAAAUGAUUGCUUUGCUAGUUUCAGACGAUGCGAAGCCGAAUCUUGUCGUCGCGCCCACUGUUGCCAUUAUGCAAUGGAAGAACGAAAUCUCGGCACACACCGACGGUCUGCGUGUCCUUGUCUGGCACGGAGCGGGCCGAGAGUCGAAAGUUAGCGAGCUGGAAAAAUUCGACGUCGUUCUCACGACCUACUCUGUACUCGAGAGCUGCUUCCGGAAGCAGGAGCUGGGCUUCAAAAGAAAGGGCCACAUCGUCAAAGAACGGUCUCCGUUGCAUGCGGCCAAAUGGGACAGAAUCAUUACUUGUUUCUGGAACAACGAGAUUCUCACCCCGAUCCAAAAACACGCCAUGGCCGGGCCUGGAGAAACUGCUUUCAAGAAACUCAAGAUUCUUUUAGAUCGGAUGAUGCUUCGACGCACCAAGUUACAACGGGCGGAUGAUCUUGGUCUUCCGCCACGUACUGUAAUCGUCCGCCGUGAUCAUUUUAGUCCCGAGGAGAAGGAGCUAUAUAUUUCCUUGUUCUCCGACGCAAAACGGCAGUUUAGCACCUAUCUAGACGAGGGCACAGUCUUGAACAAUUAUUCGAACAUCUUCAGUUUGCUUACCCGAAUGCGUCAAAUGGCAUGCCACCCGGAUCUUGUACUGAGGAGUAAGACCAGCGCAGCAAAGUUUUUCAAGGACGAAGCGGACGAGUCCACUGUGUGUCGAAUCUGCAAUGAUGUUGCCGAGGAUGCGAUUCAGUCAAAAUGUCGCCACAUUUUCGAUCGCGAGUGCAUCAAACAAUAUCUCGAUACCGCAAUGGAACAUCAGGUCGAAUUCAUUUUUGCCGCCCUUGUCUGCCAUCUUCCUCUGACAAUCGACCUCGACGCGCCUGCACUCGAGUUGGAGCAAAAUCUGCCCAAUGCGCGCCAAGGGAUCCUAGGUCGACUCAACUUGGACAAAUGGCGCUCGUCGACCAAGAUCGAGGCACUGGUUGAAGAGCUGAGCAAUCUGCGGACGAAGGAUGCCACCACGAAAAGCCUUGUCUUUUCUCAAUUUGUGAACUUCUUGGAUCUCAUUGCCUUCCGUCUGCAACGAGCCGGUUUCAAAAUCUGUCGUCUUGAGGGCACAAUGUCCCCGCAGGCCCGAGAUGCGACAAUCAAACACUUCAUGAAUAACGUCGAGGUGACGGUCUUCCUCGUCAGUCUGAAAGCGGGCGGUGUUGCUCUGAAUUUGACCGAGGCUUCGCGGGUCUAUCUGAUGGACAGUUGGUGGAAUCCUGCUGUGAGAGCUUUGCUUCGAAGUUGGUUAUUGCAGAUGAUCAACUUUUUGCAGGUUGAAUUCCAGGCUAUGGAUCGUAUCCACCGUCUGGGCCAGCGUAGGCCAGUGAAGGCAAUCAAGCUCGUCGUUGAGGAUUCUAUCGAGAGUCGUAUCGUUCAGCUGCAAGAAAAGAAGUCGGCAAUGAUCAACGCUACGCUCUCAACGGAUGAUGCAGCCAUGGGACGUUUGACACCCGGAGAUCUGUCUUUCCUGUUCCGUCUCUGAGACCUGGCGAUAUCCCAGAAGCAAGGAAGCGUGUUGACGGAUGUGACCGCAUGCAUGACCAAUACAGAUAGUAGAAAUACAGUAGACAUCAUUUGUCUUUUCCAGA